Messenger RNA from Telopea speciosissima, 1122 nucleotides. RefSeq lists its product as uncharacterized. Bases 1 to 1122 code for a protein of 373 amino acids. Lineage: Eukaryota; Viridiplantae; Streptophyta; Magnoliopsida; Proteales; Proteaceae. The transcript has a single exon. The record is from RefSeq and is a predicted model, not a curated record.
AUGACUCCCCCGCCUGGGUAUCGGCGUAAGGGGGAGACUUUCGUCUGUCGUCUACACAAGUCCCUUUAUGGACUCAAACAAGCCUCUCAACAGUGGUAUUCCAAGUUUUCUGCUUCCUUGUGCAAUUAUGGGUUCAAGCAUUCUGAGGCGGAUCAUUCCUUAUUCCAUCUCGGUAUGGGCACUGAUUAUGUGUUUGUGCUACUCUAUGUUGAUGAUAUUGUCAUCACGGGUUCCAAUGAUGAAUUAAUCUCAUCUGUCAAAGAUAUGCUUCAUCAACAAUUCCAUAUAAAAGAUCUUGGUCCUCUAAAAUACUUCCUUGGGAUCGAGGUUGCACGUUCUUCUCAUGGUCUUUCUUUAUGUCAGCAGAAAUAUGUCUUAGAAAUCCUGGAGGAUUCUGGUUUGAGUGGUGCCCGCCCCUCUGAUACGCCCAUGGAACAGAAUCUGAAGUUGACUGACACUGGUGGUUCUUUAUUAUCAAACAUGUCCUCAUAUAGACGAUUGGUUGGUCGAUUAAUCUACUUAACUGUGACACGACCCAACAUUGCUUACACAGUUAACACCUUGAGCCAAUUUAUGCACCAGCCCCAUCAGCCACACCUUGAUGCCGUUCAUCGCCUUCUCCAGUAUCUCAAGGCUACUGUCGGACAGGGUCUCUACUAUUCUGUCACCUCAUCACUUGAGUUACGCGCUUAUUGCGACUUUGACUGGGCCAGGUGUCCAAUGACUAGGCGUUCUACCAUAGGUUACUGCAUUUUUAUUGGAAAUUGCCCCAUAUCUUGGAAGACAAAGAAACAACACACAAUUUCGCAGUUGUCUGCCAAAGAAGAAUAUCAGGCGAUGGCUGUCACCACCUGUGAAAUUACAUGGUUGUCAUACUUAUUUCAAGAUAUCGGUUUCUCCAUUCCUAAGCCGGUUCUAUUAUUCUGCGACAACCAAGCAGCGCUCCACAUUGCCGCUAAUCCCGUCUUCCAUGAACGCACAAAACAUAUUGAAAUUGAUUGUCACCUUGUGCGUGAGAAGAUACAUAAAAGUCUGAUCCAUCCCAGCAAAAUUCCCACAGCUUCACAGGUUGCAGACUUAUUUACCAAAUCACUUUGGGCCGUGAUCAGUACUGCUUCUUGA